AUGUCACUUCCGGUCUCACAGAAUAGCAUUAUUUACACUGAUUCCAAAAUUGUAACACAAUACAGAUUUUCUUUGUCAUGGCCAAGAAUCUUACCUGACGGAACAUCAAAGAAUAUCAACCGUAAAGGAGUAGAGUAUUAUAACAAAUUGAUAGAUGGUCUGAAGAAAGCUGGUAUCGAACCUAUGGUGACAUUAUAUCACUGGGAUCUACCACAAGCACUGCAAGAUGCAUACGGUGGUUGGCUUAGUGAGACAGUUUCAGAUCUUUUUGCAGAAUAUGCCAGAAUAUGUUAUAAGGAGUUUGGUGAUAGGGUUAAAUUAUGGAUAACUCUAAAUGAGCCCAGAGUUGUGGCAACACGUGGAUAUGGUGGCGGUACAAUGCCACCUGAGGUUGGAGGACCAGGAACAACCGUCUACACUGCAACGCAUAACCUCAUUAAAGCGCACGCAAAAGCUUAUCGUAUUUACAUCAACGAAUUUAAAGAGUUACAAAAAGGAAAUGUUGGGAUAACCUACAAUUUCCAUUGGCAAGAACCAACGGACAAAUCUAAUCCAGAAGACUUAGAAGCGUCUGAAACGGGUAACCAGUUUUUUCUCGGAUGGUACGCCAAUCCUGUAUUUGUUGAUGGGGAUUACCCAGAUAUAAUGAAAAAGAAAAUCGGGAUCAAGAGCAGACGUCAACACUUUAAUUCCAGCAGACUUCCAAGUUUUACCGAUUAUGAAAAAAAAUAUAUAAAAGGUUCCUCUGAUUUUAUUGGUUUAAAUUUUUACACAUCGGAAAUGGUAUCCAUGCGACGAACCCCUACAUAUAAAGUUGAUUACAGAGAUGACACAGAUAUUAUUGCCGUCAAAGAUCUAGCGUGGAUUGGGUCAGGAUCUUCAUGGUUGAAACUUACUCCUUGGGGAAUAAGAAAAGCAUUGAAUUGGAUGAGAAACCACUAUGGAAAUGUUCCAAUUUACGUAACAGAAAAUGGUAUAUCUGACAGAAACGGAAGCCUACAUGAUGAUCAUCGAAUAUUUUAUUAUAAACAUUACAUCAAUAAUGUUUUGAAAGCAAUACGCAUUGAUGGUAUCAACAUAAAAGGGUAUACCGCUUGGUCUCUUAUGGAUAACUUUGAGUGGAUGAGGGGGUAUUCAGAAAGAUUUGGACUCCAUUUUGUUAACUUCAGCGAUCCAUCUAGACCAAGAGUCCCAAAAGCAUCGGCUAGGUUCUUUCGUGAUUUAAUUAUUAACCAUGGUUUUUAUCCGGAACAUAAUUCGGGUGAACUGGUAAAGAUAACAGAGCAAACACCAGUUAUUCUACAAACUUUAUCGCCUUGUUCGUCGAAAUCGUCAAAAACUUCAAACAUUUUCUUGACUUUAAUCGUCUUCCAGUUAAGUGUCUUUAUGAUUACUGUAUAAUUAUUAAACAGUAU
This is a messenger RNA of Mytilus trossulus (common blue mussel), 1415 nucleotides long. RefSeq names its product lactase-like protein. The record is from RefSeq and is a predicted model, not a curated record. Gene Ontology annotation, molecular function: beta-glucosidase activity. Gene Ontology annotation, biological process: carbohydrate metabolic process. The transcript has 7 exons. NCBI's taxonomy places the organism in Eukaryota, Metazoa, Mollusca, Bivalvia, Mytilida, Mytilidae. The coding region runs from base 1 to 1401 and encodes 466 amino acids.